UCAACAACAGUGUUUUAGUAGCUUCUUAUAUUGCUCUACAUUUAGCAUUUCCUUUGCCAAAAUGAAAUUCGUUAUCGUCUUUGUUGCCCUCUUCGCCGUCGCCAUGGCCAACUCCGAUCAAGAUGCUCAAAUUGUGCGUCAGGACACAAAUGUAGAGCCAUUGAGCUACCAAUACGCCCAAGAAACCAGCAACGGUAUCAGAUCAGAAGAAUCCGGCCAAGUUAAGAACUUGGGCACAGAACAAGAAGCCAUCUCUGUUCAAGGCUCAUACUCCUACGUUGGUGAUGAUGGUCAAACCUACACCGUCAACUACAUCGCUGAUGAGAACGGUUUCCAACCACAAGGUGCUCACAUUCCAGUUGCUUAAUUCAUUCCAUGAAUGAUGCCAACUGAAACACUGUUGCCUAGUUGUAAAUAUGUAGUUGAAAAGAAAAUAAAAAAUUUAAAAAUCAAAAAUAAAUUAAAUUUGAA
Molecule: messenger RNA, 471 nt
Organism: Ceratitis capitata (Mediterranean fruit fly)
Lineage: Eukaryota; Metazoa; Arthropoda; Insecta; Diptera; Tephritidae
Product: larval cuticle protein 8-like
Exons: 2
Coding region: 62-367 (101 amino acids)
Cellular component (GO): chitin-based extracellular matrix
Molecular function (GO): structural constituent of chitin-based larval cuticle
Source: RefSeq, a predicted model, not a curated record